GCCCACAAUGGAUGGAGUGUGUCUUACACUCGGAAGCAAAUCUGUAUCUUGAAAGGUUCAUCGGUGGACCUAACCUGCUUUUACACAUAUCCCAGUGGAUAUUUAGUCACAUCAACAUUCUGGUUUAGUGCCAAACAAAGUGAUAGGUGGAGAGAAAAUUUGAUCCCAGAGGACCUAACAGAAGACUCAGGGUAUUCAGGUCGUGUGAAGUACCCUGGAACAGAAAGUUGUCACUCCACUCUGAGAAUCACAGACCUGAGAGAGGAAGACUCAGCUGAGUAUCGCUUCUCGUUUCAUAAACAGACUUCAGAGUUGGGUUAUAGCUUACCGGGAAUAGCUCUUUCCAUCACAGGCCUGCAGGUGAAGGUGACCGGAAGUCAGAAACUGACACUGACCUGUAGCACCACCUGCCCUCUGAGUGACAACCCCACCUAUAUGUGGUACAUGAAUGGACAAUAUCUACAAGAAGACAUCUUUCCCUGGUACCGAUACUUAGUCAGCAGUAAUUAUGCAGGCAGCUACUCCUGUGCUGUAAAAGGCCAUGAGAAUCUCCACUCUCUUGCAGUGUGUGUUCACGGUCACAACUGUCAGAGUGUUACUACUGUCAAUAGAAAUGUGUGUGCCUUAAAGGGGACAUCAGUGGACAUUUCCUGCACUUACACAUAUCCCAACAACCCCCAGAUCAGUAAAGCAUUCUGGUCUAAUACAUGGAGGACUAAAGGGGAGCCUGAAGAUCUGAGCCAGGACCCAAAGUAUGUGGGUCGUGUGGAGUACCGUAUUCCUGGAAAUAAGGAGAAUGACUGUACCCUGAGAUUCACAGGUCUGAGAAUGAGUGACUCAGCUGAGUACAGGUUCAGGCUCAGAACCAUUUUAGGAGGGAAGUUUGCUGGAACUCCUGUAUUGCUGACUGUCACAGAUGUCCUAUUGGAGUUGGAUCCCACAUCUGUGUCAGAAGGGGAGAGUGCCAUACUGAGAUGUAGAACCAAAUGUACACUGGGUCCAAACAAAGCCUUUAUUUGGUAUAAGAAUGGACAGCCUAUACCAAACAACUAUCCACACUCCAACAGCCUGUACCUAAACCCAGUCAGCAAUGACAAUGCAGGCGGCUACUUCUGUGCUGUAGAUGGCCAUGAUAAUCUCCACUCUCCGGAAGUGACUCUCACAGUCAGAUACAAACCAAAGAGCACCUCAGUGUCAGUCAGUCCCUCUGGUAAGAUAGUGGAGGGCAGUUCAGUGACUCUGACAUGCAACAGUGAUGCCAACCCACCUGUACAGAAUUACACCUGGUUGAAGAGAAACGUAACUUCACCAAAAGCUUCAGGGCAGAGUUAUACUAUUACUAAAAUCAGCUCUGAAGACAGUGGAGAAUACUACUGUGAGGCACGGAACAUUUUAGGGGGAGAGAAUUCCAGUCUCAUUCCUAUUUAUAUUCCUGUUGCUUUAAUUUGGGCUCCUGUAGUGGGGGUAGGGAUGGGAGCUGUUUUGGCUGCUGCAGCGCUUGUCUUCACCUACUGCAUGCUGAAGAGAAGAUUCAGAGGAAGUGAUCAUUCCAUAACGGACACACACAGUAUCCAUGUCCAUCCUGACCCUAACAGUGACACGUACACAGCUCUGAUCAACAUCAAGUCCCCUGAAAAUGAAGAUUUAAGGGGCACCACCAGUGACACAUACACAGCUCUGAUCAACAUCAAGUCCCCUGAAAAUUAAGAUUUAAGGGGCACCACCAGUGACACGUACACAGCUCUGAUCAACAUCAAGUCCCCUGAAAAUGACAAACAGGAAGGUGUAACACACACAGACCUUCAGAGAGAGGAUCAAAUCCCAGUGUAUGAGACCAUCCUGAGAGUAGAACCACCACAGAGCCUGGACUGAAGGCAUUUGGCAGAGACCUAUGGUAUCAAAGCAACCUAGACCUCACAUACGCUCUUGCUAUUACUGUACAUUAUAUAGAUUUCUUUGGGAUGAGGUUAUUGAGCUUUAAUUUAUUAUUCAUUAUUCAAAUUAUUAAAAGCUGUAAUUGAAAUGAUGUAUUAAUAAAUGGACAACUGUCCCAAGAUUAUGCUUCUGUACUUUCCCUAAAGGAUUUGCUUUUAUCGUGUUAGAAGUUAUUUAUUUUGCUGCUAUCAGAGAUAAAUGUACCUUACUGAAAAAAUAUGUAAAAU
Molecule: messenger RNA, 2162 nt
Organism: Salvelinus fontinalis (brook trout)
Lineage: Eukaryota; Metazoa; Chordata; Actinopteri; Salmoniformes; Salmonidae
Product: B-cell receptor CD22-like
Exons: 1
Coding region: 436-1707 (423 amino acids)
Source: RefSeq, a predicted model, not a curated record